Molecule: messenger RNA, 306 nt
Organism: Plasmopara halstedii
Lineage: Eukaryota; Oomycota; Peronosporomycetes; Peronosporales; Peronosporaceae
Exons: 1
Coding region: 1-306 (101 amino acids)
Source: RefSeq, a predicted model, not a curated record
AUGUGCUCCGUCGUCCUCGAGGUCCUAUACGCUCCUGGUCCACCCCAAGCUCAAAAUAAACCGGCUCUGCGAGCCCACUAUCUGAUUAAUAGCCAAUUGAAUCUGUCAGGCGUGCAACACGAACCUGGUCCUCAAUUCGUGAUUCCAGCCACUAACUCGCACGUGUGUCAUCUUGGUACACGAAUCUCUGUCGCCCAAUCGUCGAUUACGUUAGAGUUCUUCAAGCGCAGUUUUUCAUUCUUCAUUCAUAUAUUACGCUUGAAGGAUAUCAAAAACGUGCAUCUAAAAGUUGACUUAUCAGCAUGA